This is a messenger RNA of Asterias rubens (European starfish), 4288 nucleotides long. RefSeq names its product serine/arginine repetitive matrix protein 2-like. The record is from RefSeq and is a predicted model, not a curated record. Bases 196 to 3957 code for a protein of 1253 amino acids. The transcript is spliced from 11 exons. NCBI's taxonomy places the organism in Eukaryota, Metazoa, Echinodermata, Asteroidea, Forcipulatida, Asteriidae.
UAGAAAUUUUCAAGACGUGUCAAAGACUACCAUUACGUGGAAGCGGCCAGGAUUUCUACCUUAUUUUCACACAUUUCAGAAUUUUCAAAUUCUCUGGAGCCGAAAUGGCAUACUCUCUCCGAUGUCUCUAUACGAUGUAAUUCAUUUCAAGAUUUUUAAAGAGGAGGGAGAACUUGCCAGAGUUUGCCAGCAAACAUGUCUGCCUCGGCAGAUGUGUCCCUGAGCAAAGGGAGCCAGCCGAAAAGUAAGCGGUCCUUCAUUGCCCGCCUGCCGUCUUUCCGCAAGAAAAAACAUACUCCAGCUAAGGAGUCGGAACUUGAUAUGCACUUAAGGAGUGCAGAGGAGGAUCUGAAUGGUGGUGUGAAGAUAAGGCCCCCUAGCCAGGUCAAAAAUCGCAAGGAUGACAACGUGAAGAGGAAGUCCAAAACGUCUUCGAUUGUCGCGAGCUACGAGAAGCGUUUGAGUGAUCUGAAGGAUGAAGAGAGCAGAACUAAUGGUAAAAAAAAUGGAAAUGGAAAAACAUCUCCUGUGGACAAUGGCGGGAAACAAAGUCCCCAGGGUGGGGCUACCACAACGACGACCCAAAAAUCCUCGCGGUUUGGCUUUGGUUUUGCCUGGCAGAAAAUCUCUUCUUUCGAGAACGGCAGUGGCAAAAAGACAGAGUCAAAAAAGCAAAGGGACGAAUUGAAUGCAAACAUCCAGCAAGCUAGGGGUAACAUCAAGAGCCUGAGUUUGGACCUGGAAUUACCCCAUGGCUCCCCGCCAGACAGGGAGUCGACGAGUAGCGUCAAAACGCCGGAGAGUGAUCGCAGCUCCUGCAGUUCAAACAGUAGUUUCAAAGUCUACGGGCAACCCAUGCUGUACAAAAGUGUCUUCAGUGACGAGCCGAGGGGGCUUAAACGCCAGGCCAGCAGCAGCCAAUCAGAGGGUUUUAACUCCAGCGGGAUAAGCUUGUCAAGCUCUACAUCCCCGCUGCAUGAUAAACUGAGAACUGCUGGAAGUGCAGCAACCCAUGUUGAUAACUCUGAAAGCAUAUCACGGCUGACUCAGAUGAACAGAACUUUCAGCAAAGAAGACAGCGGUGGUGGCGUUAAUCCCAGUAUUCAUGAUCGGACAUAUCCUAUCGAAGAAUCACCGACUUGUAUUGUGAACACUACUUUCAAGCUGGAGCCCGGAGACUACAGUGCUGAGAACACUGGAACGUCUGUCGAGCAGGAGUUACCUCAAAGUUCUCCCGGGGUGGUCAGGAAGGAAAACUCAAUUUCCUGUGCUCGGGAUCCUCCAAUCAGUACAGCAGUAGUAAAGGAUGGUGACGCGCCAUGCGAGUCAGGAUCUCAGUCCAGGGCACUCGAUAAAGUCACUCUGCUGAGGCAAGACGUUUCCCGACCGAGCGCUGCUAGCCCAGCCCAAGAUAUCCCGAAGGAAAUCAAUCCGCUGUUUGCUUGCAUUAAAAAUACUGAUCCUUUGGUAUCGCCAAGACAUCGACCUACCUCAAACACUAUGGGGGCUGUCCAGUCGUCCGCGGAUGCUUUUUCCACGCCUGCAAGACCAGUUGAACUUCCCCUGCACCUCCGGAACCCCCACAUCAGCGCCAUAAAGCACUGUUCGGAGUCCCUGGACUCCUGCGAACUGGACUCGUUGUGUUCGGAGGACCUCAUGUGCGACAGCCGGUACCUGGAUGACGACAUGUUUGAUACGAGAGACGAGUCGUGUCACCUUAGUCGCAGCUUGAGUGUGGAGGAAACGGCGGCCAUGCACAGGGCACAACUUGGCUGGUCGGGUCGGGCCAGGGCCGUCAGCGUGGAUCAGUUGCCGACUAACUCCAGUCUGGAAAAAAGGGUCGGCGUGACCAGGGGUCUGGCACCGUCACCCCUGGGGUUACCCCCUGGACGGAGAGGGGGUAGUAGGAACUACCCCGCCCACCCAGUGCCGGACGAGGGAUGCCAGUCGCCUGUGGAAGAGCUUCAGUUUCUCAUUAACAGUUCUAGUUAUCGUGAUUCAGACAGGAACAAGAAUGGCAAUGCCAAUAGCUCGUCCACGACCCGUGUGCGGUCACAGAGCGGUGGAAACAACCACCCGCUACGACCCCCGAGAUGGCCCAGCUUUCCCCCUGAAGAAGAAGGGAUGGUGAUGGUGGAUGCUGUGGUCUAUAGACACAUGAUACAGGAUAUGACGUCAGUGAAGACGAUGUUAUUCAAACUCAAGAGAGCUCUUCAGGCUGUUGAUAACACAUCGUCCCCGUUUGAACAAGCACUUCUGAGUCCUUGUGUCAGUCCGUUGACCAGUCCCAUGAGUGAAGAUAACCCUAUACAGGAAGUAAUCAUUGACGAUCUGAAAGAGGAAAACCAUGUUCUUCGCAAGGAAGUGAAGAAUUUACAGGAACUUUUAGCGGACACGCAGCAUAAUUUAAAAGAACUGCAACUACAAAAGAAUGUACACACCUCAGCGGAGCAGCAAGAUGCCAGUACACAGUGCGUGAUUCUCACACAAGAUCAGUCCCUCCAAGUUUUUAUCAAACCACAUUCUGUCCAUGUUACCUCCUCCGCCCAAGCCACGCCCACCUCCAGUCCGACGCAUCGCAAAUACAGGGCUGAAGCCAGUAGUAAGAUAAAGGCUGCUUACGAGGAAUACAUGCGUCUUCAUAACGCCAAGAGAUGUGACUCGCCAGAGAAACUUUCCAAUAUGACAUCUCGUCACAACAGCCCCCUUAAGGUGGGCCUCUCCCCAACAUCACCGGAACCUCCGACCGAUCUUGCCAAUCACAUCCAGUACAUGGAGACGUCCCCACCCGGAGGCAGACGUCGCCCUCGAAGUGUCGAGGCGCCAUCCUCGAGUCAACUUUCGCCGACUAGAAGACGUCCUCAGAGUGCAGAAGGUCCUUCGUCUGAUCGAGGUUCCCCAGAUGGUCGAGGCUCUCCAGAGUCUGGUAGAACCAGCAAAAGGUCCCAGAAAAGCAAGAGUAAGAUUCCCUCGAGUCCGACCAGGGGCGACAAUAUGAUUAUAGAACCAGCAGCGCCCCAGAAUCCUGGGAGGUACAUGUAUGAUGAACCGAGUGAAAUAUCAAAGAAUGCUGAAGCUUCUGUGAUCGGCAAGGGAAAGCCUCCAACAGGUGGCUCUCAGAGUAAGAAGCUUACUGGAUCCAAGAAGAGCCAGUCUAAGCUGGCACGGCCAUCCUCCUACAAGUCCAAAGGGUCAGGUUCUCAGGACAGCCUUCAGUCAGAUGGCUCCCUGACAGAUGACGGGAGGCAGCCGACAGAAGAACGGAGAGGUGGGCCACUGAAGCGCCCACUGGUGUACUCACAGCAGCCCAAAAGCGCGAUGAGUUCGCCUAAACCACCAACAGGCCGGCAAGAGAUUCAACAGAAGAACAUGAACGGCAGCUCAGAUGGACUCUCCAAACCAAAGGAGAUCCGAAUGAUGGCGGUCAGGCAGCAAUCGGGGAAGAGUUUAUUGCAGAAAGGGACUCAGAAUCAGGAUACCUCUUCGCAAGACGAUCAAAGAGAUAAUGGAAGCCUGUCGACAAAGUUGCCAUCGCUCCUCCGGAUGUCCAAGACGCCCCAAACGAAACAGCAGGAGAUCCCGACCAAUCACAGAGGUCUGACCAACAGACCACCUCAGCUCAUCGACGCCAAUUCCAACCCAGUCCCACAGCAGAAUGGCGUCUCACACAAGACAUCAACCAGGACGGCAGUAGAAGAGCAGUCCGAUUCCCAACUGAAGUCGAUGCCUGUCCAAAUUCCUUGCGGGAUAAAGCAGCUCCCGGUUUCAGCCAACUCUUGUUUGUCGCAAUCGCCCGAGCGGGCGAGCUCCGGGGAGGAUGAGAAACCUUCCCCGCCGCCAUCUCCAAGGUCCAGGGGGCAACAGAGCAGUAAGAUCGCCCUUCCAGUCAGGGGUAGGGGAUCGAGUAGGCUUCCCAGGGGUAAAGGGAUUCCUACCAGGAGAACCAACAACUCUUAAAAAGGUCAGAGGUCAAAUAAAGGUAAUAAGGUUAUAAAAGUUAACAAUGUCCGGAGAUCAUACAUGCAUGAUCAUCAAACAGUAACAGCGACAUAGACCCCUUGUGAAACGCUACAGGGCUCUGAGGCACAAAGAGCAGCUAUCGUCCAAUGAUUUGGCUCCUUUGGCUUCAGUAAGGCUUCGGUUAGUGCGCUUUUUGGCGUCAGUGAGUUUUUUAAAUUAUUAUUGCGUUUGACAUCAUAUGCAAGGGGUCUAUUAAUUUCUUUGAUUUGAACAAUGAUUCAUCUUUUUUUUUUUUUUUUUAAUUCUCAGAAAACAUCGAUGGAUAAAA